This is a messenger RNA of Plodia interpunctella (Indianmeal moth), 1907 nucleotides long. It is a transcript of the gene Desat3, whose product is annotated as acyl-CoA Delta-9 desaturase. Gene Ontology annotation, molecular function: stearoyl-CoA 9-desaturase activity; iron ion binding. Gene Ontology annotation, biological process: unsaturated fatty acid biosynthetic process. Gene Ontology annotation, cellular component: endoplasmic reticulum membrane. NCBI's taxonomy places the organism in Eukaryota, Metazoa, Arthropoda, Insecta, Lepidoptera, Pyralidae. The coding region runs from base 164 to 1225 and encodes 353 amino acids. The transcript has 5 exons. The record is from RefSeq and is a predicted model, not a curated record.
AAAGUGGUUGUAUGAAGAUCAACGCUUGCAGUAUGUUUCCGAAUUUUAUUUGAAACAGUUCUAGUAAGAUAACGGAAAAAAAUUUAGUAGCUGUUCAACUUGGCUUGAAAACCCAUUGCCAGCAAAGUGGCUUUUGGAUUCAGUGCACAAAUUUUAUAUAAAAAUGCCACCUCAAGGCCAAGAGCGAGAUUCGUGGGUACUGUACGAGAACGAUGAUAAGGCCCAGGAUGGAGCUACCACCUUUGUGGUGCCGCCGUCCGCGGAGAAGAGGAAGUGGCAAAUUGUCUGGAGAAAUGUCAUUUUGUUUGCUCUUUUACACAUCGGCGGCGUGUAUGGUGCUUAUUUGUUCCUCUUCAAAGCUAUGUGGACGACUGGAUUGUUUGCAUUCUUCCUGUACCUGUGCUCGGGGCUGGGCAUCACGGCGGGCGCCCACCGGCUCUGGGCCCACAAGUCCUACAAGGCCCGUUUGCCGCUGCGGGUUCUCCUCACAGUCUUCAACACCAUAGCUUUCCAGGAUGCGGUGAUUGACUGGGCGCGCGACCACCGCCUACACCACAAGUACUCGGAGACGGACGCGGACCCCCACAACGCGACCCGUGGCUUCUUCUUCUCCCACGUCGGCUGGCUGCUCGUCCGCAAACACCCGCAGAUCAAGGAGAAGGGGCCCACCAUCGACCUCAGCGAUUUGAGGGCCGACCCCGUACUGCAUUUCCAGAAAAAAUACUACCUAAUCCUCAUGCCUCUGGCUUGCUUCAUUCUGCCCACGUAUGUACCUACACUGUGGGGCGAGUCACUCUGGAACGCGUAUUUCGUAUGCGCGAUAUUCAGAUACGUAUACGUACUUAACGUGACGUGGCUCGUCAACUCGGCUGCGCAUGCGUGGGGCAGCAAGCCUUACGACAAGAACAUCAACCCUGUGGAAACCCGCCCCGUGUCCCUUGUUGUCCUCGGAGAAGGAUUCCACAACUACCACCACACAUUCCCCUGGGAUUAUAAAACAGCUGAGUUAGGAGAUUACUCUUUGAACUUCUCCAAGUUGUUCAUUGAUACGAUGGCGAAGAUCGGCUGGGCGUAUGACUUGAAGACUGUGUCGUCGGAGGUGGUGGAGGCGCGAGUGAAGCGCACGGGGGAUGGUAGCCACAAUGUGUGGGGCUGGGACGACAAGGAUGUCCCGCUUGAGGAGAAGCAGGACGCCAUGAUCGUCAACCCGGCCAAAGAUGAAUAGUCCUUUGCCCAAACUUAUGGCCAAUGGUCAAUAUUUAGAACUUAUUGUUCAAUAUAAAUAGUUACAUAUUUUAGUAGAAUAAAUAUAAAAUUGGUUUUAAACUAAAAUUUAUUUGUCCUAAAUAUAUUAUUUGCGAAAAAAAUUAAAAUGAAUAUAAAAUCUGACAACUAAAGUUAAUUAAUAAAAUGAUAAUAGUGAUGAAACAUACUACUUACUACGAAAUAUAUUUAUAGCUUUAUAUUUACAAAUCUCUGAAGUAAUGUGCCGUGAGGUAACGUUCCCAGAAGGCUGGCAGCAGUACCUUGCUAACGAUUAUUUAAUUCUAUUCCAUUUCUUUAUAAAAUAAAAAAGAGAUUACAUAGAGUAAUAGAUUUUGACAAGUUUAUUGUAUUUUAGAGCGUAGUUUGUCAAUGAUUUAAUAUAGUUACUAUUUAUGAGCUACUGCAUAUAGUUACUAUUUAUGAGCUACUUGUGGAGUUUCGUAGAUUCGUUUAAACUUUGACAGUAAGAACGAAUACCUGAAAACCCAUUAGAGCUAAAUAAUAUUAAAUAAUAUAUUCACCAAGUAGACAUAGAAAAUUUAGUCUUUUUUAGAAUUGUGAUAAUUUAGACUAGCUUUACAUUUUAUAAAUUAUUUAAAUAUUCUAUACACACUAUCAAUAAAGAUUGGUAUACUCGAGAA